Molecule: messenger RNA, 4101 nt
Organism: Papilio polytes (common Mormon)
Lineage: Eukaryota; Metazoa; Arthropoda; Insecta; Lepidoptera; Papilionidae
Product: ATP-binding cassette sub-family G member 8
Exons: 18
Coding region: 332-3064 (910 amino acids)
Cellular component (GO): plasma membrane
Molecular function (GO): ABC-type transporter activity; ATP hydrolysis activity; ATP binding
Source: RefSeq, a predicted model, not a curated record
UGUUUAGUUCUUCAGAGUUUGAACGCGGUAUAGUCCGGUGGUUUGAUAAAGUACUGUCGUUUUAGCGAACGAAACUUAUUCGAAUUAUUUUAAAAUAAAUGAAUUAAACGAAUAUUUACAUUGUUCGAGUGAUACGAAGUAUUGAAGAUUAUUGUGUUUAGUGGUUUUAUAGUGUUGGUGUGAUUCAGUGCUCAAGAGUACCGUUGGCCGGUGUUGUGGAUAUCAAAUAUGACAAGCGAUAGGAGUUUUGCAUGACAAAGAGUAAAUGGAAGCAAACAGAGCACUGCAAGCUUGUUUUGGGAUGACGCAGGUGGCGGUGUGUUAGCGAGGUAUGAUGUCCCAGCCGGGGCAAGGGCUUGGCGAGCGGCGGUACUCGGUACCUGCCGCGCCGCUCGCGCACGAUCCGCGCACCAUGCACUCCGAGGAUUUACAUGCUUGGUCUAUUUAUAGACAAAACCUCAACUCUGACUUCACUGACAGCGCUCUUGGCAGCACGGACAAAAGCCCGCUGCCCUACGGCAACUUUCAGCUUAGAGACACUACUGUGCAGUCUAUACUUUCACACCCUAGAUAUGGACCGAAGUCAGCGCUCGGUUCUAAUAUGUACACCUACUUGAAAUUUGGUCUGCCGCGCGUGUUCCCGCCGAACCACAAUGGCUCCCAGCGCUCUGGAACACCCAAACCAAAAACAUCCAUUGGCAGCGGCAUGAAAUCUGUACCUAGGGUGCAGAGACAAAGUCGCGGAGUUCGUGAGACGUCUUCGGGCUACGAUAGCUCAGACAACGAGACCUCCACCAACUACAAAUACAGCCGCAAGUACCGUUCCGACCCUGACUUCAGGAUGCAGAACUUACAUCCUUCCUAUCAACAUGCAACAGGAGUACCGCUAGUGGCUAUGCAGCAGGCGGGCAUCAGGGACACGUGGGCGAGCUCGCGGCACAAGUCGCAUAGUGAGGCAAAUCUACUGGCUGCUGAGCGAGCCGAGCGCGCGCACCGCGCCCACACGCGCCGCACCAGCGUCGCUGACUACCUGCCUGACGACCACCACAGUUACUUAAUGCCAUCCUCGCAUCUGGGCGGGCGCAUGUCGAAGGCGGGCAGCCAUCUUUCGCUAGCGCACUCCAGGAAGCACUCCACGCUGCGGCCCGGAGACCAGCUCGAUGGAUAUACGCACUCCGCGUACAUUUACCCUAAUUAUUAUGUUAGCAAUUUAGAAAUAACGUCACCGGAUAACAAAUCAACUCUUUUGGUGUCUGGUUUGAGCUUCGAGGUGAAGUCUGGAGAUAUCCUGGCUGUGCUGGCCACUUCCCAGCACGAGGCCACCGGGCUACUCGAUGUACUCGCAGGUGUUAGAAAGAAAUUAUCUGGAGAUAUAGUGCUGAAUGGGCAAGCAGUGGCGUCUUCGACACUUCGAAAGCUGGCGGCGUACGUGCGCAAAGACACCUCGCUCUGCCCCUCCAUGACUGUCGAGCACACGCUGCGAUUCCACGCGGCGCUUAGGAAGCCCAGACAGAACCACAGUCAAGUCAAAAUGGACGAUAAGGAUAGAAUAAAUAUUCUAAUAGAGGAAUUAGGACUCGACCAAGUUCGGGACACGAACGUGAGUCGACUCACCCGCUCCGAGGUCCGGAGACUGAACGUAGCCUGUCAGCUGCUGCUGGACAUGGCGGUGCUUAUCCUGGACCAGCCCACCAGGGAGAUGGAUAUCUUCGACACCUUCUUCCUCGUGGAAUAUCUCAGGAAUUGGGCCAUGGAUGGCCGCGUCGUCAUCAUGUCCCUCCACCCACCGACUUAUGAAAUAUUUGCUAUGCUUACUAAGGUCGUAUUAAUAUCCGCGGGCAGGACAAUGUUCAGCGGAUAUAGAAGAGACAUGUUGCCAUAUUUUGCUUCAAUCGAUUAUCCUUGCCCUGCUUUCAAGAAUCCAUCUGAUUAUUAUUUGGACCUGGUGACGCUGGACGACCUGUCUGCGGCGGCCAUGUUGGAGUCGUCGGGGCGCAUCGAGGCGCUGGCGAGCGUGUUCGCGAGCACGCAGGCCGCGCCCGAGCCGCCGCCGCCCGUGCCGCUGCCCGCGCCGCUGCACAGGCCCAACGUUGUCAUGCAAGCUUUUGCUCUUGUCGAGAAGAGCUUGCUGUACACACAAAUGACGACUCUAUCCAACGUGAUAACCAGGAUACUGUUGGCGGCGGUCAUGUCGCUCAUCAUCGGCACCAUCUUCUGGGACCUCCCGUCUACUGACGCUAAGUUGACUCAAAACGACCGUAUCGGGUUCCAUUACUCCGUGAUGUGCGUUUGCGCGUGGCCGCUGCUGCUGUGGCUGAGCGCGCGCGAGGCCAGCGCACUCCGCCCGCACGUCGAGAGAGACAUCGCUGUUGGACUCUACUCCAGGACUUUGUUCAUCUUGUUUGAUCAAUUCCUGGAGCUAUGGUCUGCAUUCUUGACGUGGCUAGCGUACCUGGUGCCGAGUUAUGCUAUGAGCGGCCUCUACACGCAGGCGCCUGGCUCUUAUGACGGCUUCUAUAUUUACUUAGGUUACAUGCUUCUAUACCUGAUCAGCAUACAAAUGCUUUGCCGAGCGAUGGUGUUCCUAAUUCCAAUGGAGAAGACUGCAUCUAUCUUAUCAGGACUUGUACUUCUGCUGACCACUUUAGUGAACGGCGUGAUGUUACACCAACACGAUCUGCCGUCGUACGUCAAAUGGUUGGAGUACGUGUCGCCGUCAAGAUGGGUGUUGCCAGAGAUAUUGCAACGAGAACUUAGUGAAACUGCACUCAGAAGCAGCAUUAGUAAAGAUAUUAGGUGUACUAAUAAACAGAGACCUUAUCAAGAUAUAAUAGUACCAUGUCCACCACCGAAUGGAACACAAGUGCUGUCAAACUACGAGUACUUAAGAUCUGAAAACAUAUGGGAAUGGGACGAACACAGCUUCCUCGUAGCACUGGCGCUAUUCUACGCAGUGUUUGCUAUAAUCGGUAUAUUAGCGUUUGUGUUUGAUUGCACGAAAUACGUCAAGAGUAAAGAGAGGAAGUCGCUUAAGGGUCACAAAGUUACUGUGAACACUCCUUAACACGUUCUGCCGAAUUAUCUGGUGUUCAUUACCAUACAAAUCAUACUAGUAUUAAAUGUAUUUUAUGUAUGAUGUUGGUCGGGUGUGGUAAUUUUAUCUUUUAACGAGAAAAUUCGUAAAUCAUGUCAGAGUCGGCUUAUUAAUUGAUUUUUUUAAUUGAAUUUUAAUAAUAGCGAUUGUGUCGAAUAUUUUUUAAGAAAGUUGGCGCUCACUUAGUUAUUUAUUUUAAGCAUUCGAUUGUCAUAUUUGGUGCUAAAUAUACUAAUGUUUAAUUGAUAGAUUUAACAGAAAUGUUAUAAGAUAUUUGCUGGAUAAUGUUGAUAUUAACGAAGUUAUAGACUUGAAAUUAUGUCUUAAUUUAGAAGUAGGUUAUUGAAAGAUUUACGUUCGAGAGUGAAAGUAAAAUAGAUCAUUGGAAAAAUUUUGCGUUUUAAAACGAUAUUUACAAAAAAAAAAACAGAAAAAGCUAAAAUUGUUUACUACAGUUAAAAAAUCUUAUUUAAUAUGAUUAGUUUUUUUUUAGGUCUGAUUUUUAAUUGCCAUUCAAACUAUGGUAUGAUUUAUUUGAAAUAUUUCAGUGAAAAUAAUGUACAAAUAACUUUUUUCUCGAUUUUAUUAGGUUUUAAUGAGAAAAUAAGUAGAUAUUGAAGGCUGACUAUUAUAUUGUCUUCCGUUAACACUAGAAAAAUGUAUGUGCGUAGUUAUUUACUUUAACAUAGUGCCUUAAUUACUUAAAACAUAUACUUAACUCUUACUUAUGUUUUAUUAUAUUGUAAUUUAGUAAAUAAAAGUAUCUAUAUAUUACAAUAAGUAUUUUGUAAAUAAUCGAGUGCCGAAUUUAUAUGAAAGUAGUUAACAUGCACUGCCUUUUUGAAAAUGCUCAGUAAAAAUUGAAAAUUAAUGUUUUUUAUUACAAUGCAAUAUAAUAUUAAUUAUUAAAUUUGUGGAGCCAUAAUAAUGAAAAAAAUAAUAAUUGGUAAGUUACCUUAAUGUGCGGAGAAUCGUGAUAAUGAAAUAAAAAAUUAUUUGUAACUAUU